This is a messenger RNA of Sclerotinia sclerotiorum 1980 UF-70, 432 nucleotides long. RefSeq lists its product with no specific name. The transcript is spliced from 3 exons. NCBI's taxonomy places the organism in Eukaryota, Fungi, Ascomycota, Leotiomycetes, Helotiales, Sclerotiniaceae. The record is from RefSeq and is a predicted model, not a curated record. Bases 1 to 432 code for a protein of 143 amino acids.
AUGUCUUCUCCUUCAUCAUCAUCAAAUGUGCAAAAGUUCAAGAAACUAUUUAAACGCAAAAACCCCACAUCCACAACCACAACCACAACUACAAUUCCAACCCCGGCCUCUAGUCCAAAAACCCGCAUAACGUCCUCAUCAACCUUCACCUCCAUAUCUUCUACCCGCUCCUCCUCAUCCUCAUUCUCCAACACAUCAGCCUAUUUUUCUGCCACAUCUUCUUAUGCCUCAGAUGCAGUAGAUUCCAGAAAUAGAAUGGAUGGGUUGGGUGUUAGGAGUAAUAGUUCUUCAUCGAUUAGCUCUUUGGAAACUCGGAAGACGGAGGAGUUUUGGGGGGAGAGAAGAGAGGUGGGGAAGGGGAAGCGGAAGGGGAUUAGAGGGAGGGAAGAACUGAACGGGAAUCAAAUUGGUGAUGAUUUGGUCUGUUGGUGA